AUGACAACAAUUACAAACACAUUCAAAUUAAAAUUCAACAAAAUAUUUAUUCAUUCUAUUUUCUAUGGUCUCCCACUCAUAGCUCUAAUUUAUCUAUACUUUUAUUCCAACUCCUUUUCUCCAUUUUUCAUUUCCAUUUCUUCCAUUACUCACAACUCUUCACUUCCAGCUUCCACUCCAUUGAUAAAAGAAAAGGUAAAAUCUUAUGAGAAGCCACCACCACCUUAUGAGAAGCCAUGUGACUAUACAAAAGGAAGAUGGGUCCGUGACAUGAGAGGACCUUUGUACAAUGGAACAGCAUGUAAUAUUAUCAAGAAAAAUCAAAAUUGCAUAGUUAAUGGAAGGAGUGAUACAAACUAUCUUAAUUGGAGAUGGAAACCAGAUGAGUGUAAUCUUCCAACUUUUGAACCUAACACAUUUCUUAAACUUAUCAAAAACAUGAACAUAGCUUUUGUAGGAGACUCUUUAGCAAAUAACCAGUUAGAGUCCCUUGUUUGCUUAUUAUCCACUAUUUCAAAACCACAACGUCUUCGUCAUCAAGGCACAGAUUCAACGUAUUUCUUUGCUUCUCAUAAUGCGAAUCUGUCACUCUAUUGGGCACCAUUUCUUGUAAAGGGUGAUCAAAGAAGAAAAGAAGGGCCUCCGUAUAAUAAAAUAUAUUUGGAUCAAGUAAACGAGUUGUGGGCUAAGAGUAUAGCUACACUCGACUUGAUUGUGUUGUCAUUUGGUCAUUGGAUGGACGUUCCUUCAAUUUACUAUGAAGAUAAUUCUGUUAUCGGUUGUUUUAGAUGUCGGGAAGUUAAAAUUAAGUACAACGAUAUUGGAUUUUAUAUUGCAAUGAGAAAGGCUUUAAGAAUUACACUCAAUAACAUAAUUGAUAGAAAAAUUAUUAAAGGGAACGGAAUUGAUGUGAUUGUGAGAACAUAUUCACCUACUCAUUUUGAAGGUUCGUGGGAUAAAGGCGGUACUUGUUCGAAGAUGGAACCAUACGAACCCGAGGAAAAGAAACUUAAAGGAGUAGAUGCAGAGAUAAGAAGCCUAGAGAUGGAGGAAUUUGAAAAAGUGAAGGAAAAAGCUAAACAAAAUGGACUUAUUUUGGAUGUGCUUGAUGUAACGAAUUUGUCAUUGUUGAGACCAGAUGGUCAUGCAGGUGCUUAUUGGAAUUCUUUUCCAUUUGCUAAAGGGACUCCAAAGAAGGUACAAAAUGAUUGUGUUCAUUGGUGCUUACCAGGAGUUGUAGAUACUUGGAAUGAGAUAUUUUUAGAGAUGAUGAUGAAGGGGAAAGGCCAUCUACAUGAUCAAAAGUGAUAUAUUUCUCAAUUGAUAAUUUUGAUAUAGGAAUGAUUUAUUUUGAUUAUAAUCUUUUCAUACAUCAUAAUCAAAAGGAUGUUACAUACUUUUUUUUUCAUAUUUGAUGAGAAUG
Molecule: messenger RNA, 1423 nt
Organism: Vicia villosa (hairy vetch)
Lineage: Eukaryota; Viridiplantae; Streptophyta; Magnoliopsida; Fabales; Fabaceae
Product: xyloglucan O-acetyltransferase 1-like
Exons: 2
Coding region: 1-1308 (435 amino acids)
Cellular component (GO): Golgi apparatus
Molecular function (GO): O-acetyltransferase activity
Source: RefSeq, a predicted model, not a curated record